GCGGCGUUGGGGAUCAUUCAAUAUCUGUAUACCGCGGUCAUCAGGCUUCGUCGCACAUAGCGUGCUUUAAAUAACAGUGUUUCAUGCAUGUCUCUGUCCCAUCUCGCUCUCGAACACGGUGGUGAACAACCUCUCUACUCGGAUUCAAUAGUCCUUAAUCGUUCUCUGUCGCCAGCCUGCUAUGGAUUCGCUUUUCACCCAAGACGAUCAGGCUCCAGUCACUCCGUUCAGUAGCUAUACGCCGCGUGUCGCAAUCGUCACGGGCGGUGCACAGGGUCUAGGAUAUGCUAUUUCUAACAGACUCGCUGACGAUGGAAUCGAUAUCGCAGUUAAUGAUAUCGCAUCUAAGCAAGACCAGAUAAACUCUGUUGUCGAAGAAUUGCGUAAGAAAGGUCGGCGUGCAAUUGCCGUCCCAGGAGACGUAUCCUCAGAGGCGGACGUGAUUGCCAUUACUGAGAAGACUGUGAAGGAAUUGGGGAGUGUGGAUAUUAUGGUUGCGAAUGCAGGAAUUGCACGGCUCUGUAGCUUCCUUCAGACAAGCGUCGAUACUUAUGACAGUGUCCUUGGAAUUAAUGCUCGCGGUGUUUUUAUGUGCUUCAAAUAUGCCGCGCUGCAGAUGAUAAAGCAAGGACGUGGCGGAAGACUCAUCGCCGCGAGCUCCAUCAUGGGCAAACAAGGAUCACAAAAUUUGACAGCUUAUUGUGCUUCUAAGUUUGCUGUGCGUGGGAUUGUGCAGACCGCAGCUAUUGAAUUGCGCAGACAUGGUAUUACGGUGAAUGCAUAUGCACCUGGACGUAUCCAAACGGGAAUAUCAACUGGAGUGGCUGUUGAUACUAAACAGCGUGAUUUGGUACUCGGUCUGCUUGCCAAUGCCCCUAAUGGGGAGCCGGAGAACGUUGCUAGUCUCGUAUCGUACUUGGCGAAGCCCGAGUCUCACUUUAUAAACGGGCAAGCCAUUACUGCUGACGGAGGUUUCCGCUUUGAUUGAACACCAUUGUCAAAGAAGAAAGUAAGAAAU
Molecule: messenger RNA, 1018 nt
Organism: Fomitiporia mediterranea MF3/22
Lineage: Eukaryota; Fungi; Basidiomycota; Agaricomycetes; Hymenochaetales; Hymenochaetaceae
Product: NAD-binding protein
Exons: 9
Coding region: 182-988 (268 amino acids)
Molecular function (GO): oxidoreductase activity
Source: RefSeq, a predicted model, not a curated record